GGCUGCUGUCGUCGGGGAUGCAGAUUGAAGCUCAUCCGAACAGAACCUGUCGAACCCGGAACCCAGAACCCAGAACCCGCCACCGACACACCGGUACCAAGACCCGGACAGUACCGAGUACCGAGAUCCAGUGUCGAGACCCGGAGCCCAGCCGACUGUCGACUGCAGGCCGUCGCCAUGGACACCACCACGUCCAUCAAGAUGACCACCCUGGCCAUCCAGAACCUGUUCAGCUACGUGGAGGAGGAGAACCUGUCCGCCCUGCGGACCCACCUGGACCGCUUCAAGGAGGUGGACGGACGCAGUGACAACGGCCAGACUCCCCUCAUGCUGGCGGCGGAGCAGGGCAGCCUGGAGAUCGUCCAGGAGCUGAUCCGGAGGGGGGCCAACGUCAACCUGGACGACGUGGACUGCUGGUCCGCCCUGAUCUCGGCGGCUAAAGAGGGACACGUGGACGUGGUGAAGGAGCUGCUGGACAGCAGCGCCUACAUCGAGCACCGGGACAUGGGAGGGUGGACUGCUCUCAUGUGGGCGGCCUAUAAAGGUCGUGAGGAGGUCACCGAACUGCUGCUGGAGCACGGAGCCAACCCCAACACCACGGGACAGCAGUACAGUGUGUAUCCCAUCAUCUGGGCCGCCGGUAGAGGCCACGCCCACAUCGUCAAGGUGCUGCUGGAGCACGGGGCAAAGGUCAACUGCUCUGACAAGUAUGGCACCACUCCUCUGAUCUGGGCUGCCAGAAAAGGACACUUCGACUGUGUGAUGCACCUGCUGGAGAACGGAGCGGAUGUGGACCAGGAGGGAGCGAACUCCAUGACGGCGCUGAUCGUGGCGGUGCGCGGCGGCUACACGGCGGUGGUGAAGGAGCUGCUGAAGCGGAAUCCCAACGUCAACAUGACGGACAAAGACGGCAACACGGCGCUCAUGAUCGCCGCCAAGGAGGGCUUCACCGAGAUCGUGCAGGACCUGCUGGACGCCGGGACCUACGUCAACAUCCCGGACCGGAGCGGGGACACGGUGCUGAUCGGCGCCGUCCGAGGCGGACACGUGGACAUCGUCCGGGCGCUGCUGCAUAAAUAUGCAGACAUUGACAUCAGAGGACAGGAGAGUAAGACGGCGCUGUACUGGGCCGUGGAGAAAGGAAACGCCACCAUGGUGAGAGACAUCCUGCAGUGUAACCCCGACACCGAGACCUGCACCAAGGACGGGGAGACUCCUCUGAUCAAAGCCACCAAGAUGCGGAACGUGGAGAUCGUGGAGCUGCUGCUCGACAAAGGAGCCAAGGUGUCGGCCGUGGACAAGAAGGGCGACACGCCGCUGCACGUGGCGAUCCGCGGCCGCAGCCGCCGCCUGGCCGAGCUGCUGCUGCGGAACCCCAAAGACGGCCGGCUGCUGUACCGGCCCAACCGCGCCGGCGAGACGCCCUACAACGUGGACUGCAGCCACCAGAAGAGCAUCCUCACGCAGAUCUUCGGAGCGAGACACCUGUCCCCCUCGGAGACGGACGGAGACAUGCUGGGCUACGACCUGUACAGCUCGGCGCUGGCCGACAUCCUGAGCGAGCCGACCAUGCAGCCGCCCAUCUGCGUGGGGCUGUACGCCCAGUGGGGCAGCGGCAAGAGCUUCCUGCUCAAGAAGCUGGAGGAUGAGAUGAAGACCUUCGCUGGCCAGCAGGUGGAGCCACUGUUCCAGUUCUCCUGGGUCCUGGUCUUCCUGUCCCUGCUGCUCUGUGGUUCCGUCGCCGUCGUCCUCGGGUUCUCCGUCGACCCCAAGCUGUCCGUGGCCGUCUCCCUGAGCCUGCUGGCCCUGAUCCACCUCUUCUUCGUGCUGGUGUACUUCGGCGGCCGCCGGGAGGGGGACAGCUGGACGUGGGCGUGGCUUCUGAGCACCCGGCUCGCCCGGCAUGUCGGGUACCUGGAGCUGCUGCUGAAGCUGAUGUUCGUCAACCCGCCGGAGCUGCCGGAGCAGAGCACCAGGGCCCUGCCCGUCAGGUUCCUGUUCACGGACUACAACCGUCUGUCCAGCGUUGGAGGAGAGACGUCCCUGGCGGAGAUGAUCGCCACGCUGUCCGACGCCUGUGAGCGGGAGUUCGGCUUCCUCGCCACGCGUCUCUUCCGCGUCUUCAAGACCGAGGAGACGCAAGGGAAGAGGAAGUGGAAGAAGACGUGCUGCGUCCCGUCCUUCGUGCUCUUCGUCCUGGUCCUGUCCUGCCUGCUGGCCGGCCUGGCGCUGCUGGCGGCGUUCCGGGCGGACGGGCAGAACCGCUCGGUGAACGGCGUGCUGGUGGGCCUGGGCGGCGUGGUGGGCGUGGCCGUCCUGCUGAACUGCAGGACCUGGUGGCAGGUGACCGACUCGGUGCUGCACUCCCAGAGGAAGAGGCUCCACGGCGCCGCCAACAGGAUGCACAAGCUGAAGAGCGAGGGCUUCAUGAAGGUGCUGAAGUCGGAGGUGGACCUCAUGUCUCGAAUGACCAAAACCAUCGACGGCUUCACGCAGCACCAGACCCGGCUGGCCGUGGUCAUCGACGGCCUGGACUCCUGCGAGCAGGACCGGGUGCUGCAGAUGCUGGACACGGUGCGCGUCCUCUUCUCGAAGGGGCCGUUCAUCUCCAUCUUCGCCAGCGACCCGCACAUCAUCAUCAAGGCCAUCAACCAGAACCUGAACAGCGUGCUGCGCGACUCCAACAUCAACGGCCACGACUACAUGAGGAACAUCGUGCACCUGCCCGUCUUCCUCAACAGCAGGGGCCUCUCCAGCGCCAGGAGGAUGUGCGCCGCCGCCGCCGCCGCGCCCGCCAACGGGGACGCCGCCGCCGCCGACGGUAACCUUGGCUGGCACGAGGAGCUGGACAGGAAGUUGUCUCAGCACAGUCUGGGGGAGUUAAAGUUUGGCAGCAGGACGACUCUGAACCGGAGGGACACGUACCGCCGGCGGCAGGCGCAGCGCUCGGUGACUCGGCAGAUGUCGUUCGACCUGACGAAGCUGAUGGUGACGGAGGACUGGUUCAACGACAUCAGUCCCCAGAGCCUGAGGCGGCUGCUCAACAUCGUGUCAGUGACGGGCCGCCUGCUGCGGGCCAAUCAGAUCGCGUUCGGCUGGGACCGGCUGGCGUCCUGGAUCCACCUGACGGAGCAGUGGCCCUACAGGACGUCCUGGCUGCUGCUGCACCUGGAGGAGACGGACGGCGUCCCCGACCACUGUCCCCUCAAGACGCUGUACGAGAGGGUGUUGAGGAACAUUCCGACCACGAAGGACGUGGAGCCGCUGCUGGAGAUCGACGGGGACGUCCGCAGCUUCGAGGUCUUCCUGUCCUCCAGGACUCCGGUUCUGACGGCCCGGGACGUCCGGACCUUCCUGCCCUGCACCGUCAACCUGGACCCCAAACUCAGGGAGAUCAUCGCAGAUGUGCGAGCUGCUCGGGAGCAGAUGAAUGUGGGCGGAGCCUCUUUCCCGCCCCUCCCCCUGCAGGAGGCCCAGCCCCGCCCCUCGUCCAUGUACAGCCAGGUGUCCUUGGGCCUGUCUCCGUCGGCGUCCUUCAGCGGACCCUUCCCUCCUCCGGCUGGGGGCGUGGCCUCCCCUCAGCCAAUCAGCAGCUACUUCAGUGGCUCGGCCGGACCGCAGCACCCCUUCUACAACCGGCCAUAUUUCCCCCUCCACCUUUACCAGCUGCCACGCCCCCUCAUGGCUCCUCCCCCUCACCUCCAUCCACGGCCGCCUGCUAGAGGCCGAGACGCCGCCACACCCGGCUCGGCCUCGGUGGUGUCGGCCGCUCCGUCCGUCCUCCUCAGCUCCAUGACCACCGAGUCCGUGUGCGAGCGCGUGCGGCUGAUCGAAGGCAUCGACCAGAGCAUGAUGGGACAGUACAGCGCCACCAUCAGGAAGGCCAACGUGAACGGGAGAGUUCUGUCUCAGUGUAACAUCGACGAGCUGAAGAAAGAGAUGAACAUGAACUUCGGGGACUGGCAGCUGUUCAGAGCCACGAUUCUUGACAUGCGUCACACGGAGAGCCAGGUUCUGCACGAGGAAGCCGCUAGCGAGCAAGGCAGCGUCGUGGGCGUGGCCUCCGAGAUGGGCCGGCGCGCCGUGGCCCCGCCCCUCGCCGGCGCCGCCAACCCGGACACGUCCCCGAUGUACAACUUCAACCUGAGCUUCGAGGAGCUGAGCACGGUGGGCCUGGACGACGCCGCGCGGCAGGGCGGCGCGCAGUGGAUGGGUGGCGCUCACAGGACCGCCAGCAUGAGCAGCCUGAACUCGCAGGAGUCGUCCAACGACAUCAGCCGGCUGACGGACCGGCAGCAGGCCGAGUACCGCGACGCCUACCAGGAGUACGUGGCGCAGAUGGCGCAGCUGGAGACGGGCGGCGGCGGCGAGAAGCCGGUCCAGCCCCAGCCGGGACACUUCAUGACGCCGUCCGCCGACGACAAGGGCAAGGACGGCGCCGAGCAGGACGGACGCAAGUCCUUCGCUAAGAGGGGCGGCAAGCCGGCGGCGGACGGCGGCGACUUCUCCGGCGCCGACGGCCUGGACCCCAUCAGGGAGGAGGACGAGAAGGGCGAGCACGGCGCGUCCCGGGCGCCGCUCGGCCGCAAAGCCUCGGCGGAGCGCGGCGGCCUGUUCCAGGGCGCCGCCGCCGACCUCAGGCUGAAGGCGGGCGGCGGCGGCGGCGGCCUCCGCUACCAGAAGCUGACCAGCGACGACGAGUCGGAGGAGUCGGACAACGCUCCGCUGCUCAAGGCGCCGGACGCCAAGCCGGCCGGCGGCUCGCUGGCGCUCAAGGGGAAGGACUACCUGUCGGACGCCACGCUGGACAAGAAGGACUCGUCCGACUCGGGCGUGCGCUCCAGCGAGAGCUCGCCCAACCACUCGCUGCAGGACGAGGAGGCGGAGCUGUCGCAGGCGGAGCGGCCCGACCCCAUGGAGCUGGACGGGGGGCGCGGCCUCCCCGGCGGCCCGCGGGACCCGGACCCGGCGGUCCGCAUGUCCAUCUGCUCCGAGGACCGCUGCAGCCUGCUGGCCAGCAGUCCCGAGGACAGCUGGCCCUCGUCCCGGUCCUUCAACCUCAACCGCACGCCCAGCAGCGUCACGCUCAACAACAACCGGCCCGGCCCCGGCCCCGCCCCCUCCACCGCCGCCGUCACCGGCACCGGCACCGCGCCCGGCCCCGACAACGAGAACGUCCGCGUGGUCCACCUGAAGAGGGGCCUGAAGCCCGGAGACCCCCCCGAGGUCUGCGCCGUGUCCUCCGACGCCGUGGCCUUCGGCGAGGAGCGCGAGAGCAUCCUGUGAGCCGGGGUCCUGCGGGGGCCGCCUGCUGACCCCCCACGCCCAGACCCACCUGGCACUACGGCGCCCCGCCCUGCACUACCCCGACCUGCCUGGACCCGCCCGGACCCGCCCCACACUGUCCUGCCCCCCCACGCCCACACCCACCCAGCGCCGACCCGCCUGGACCCGCCCGGACCCGCCCCACACUGUCCUGCCCCCCCACACCUAGACCCACCCAGCGCCAACCCAUCUGGACCCGCCCCAACCUACCCUGCCCUGACCCGCCCGCCACUACCCCAUCCUGUCCCGACGCGCCCCGCCCUGACCCGACCCACCUGGACCCGUCCCGCCCUGACCCGACCCACCUGGACC
Molecule: messenger RNA, 5637 nt
Organism: Salarias fasciatus (jewelled blenny)
Lineage: Eukaryota; Metazoa; Chordata; Actinopteri; Blenniiformes; Blenniidae
Gene: kidins220b
Product: kinase D-interacting substrate 220b
Molecular function (GO): PDZ domain binding; protein kinase regulator activity
Source: RefSeq, a predicted model, not a curated record